Coniophora puteana RWD-64-598 SS2 is the source of this 2911-nucleotide messenger RNA. Its product is annotated as OPT oligopeptide transporter. The record is from RefSeq and is a predicted model, not a curated record. NCBI's taxonomy places the organism in Eukaryota, Fungi, Basidiomycota, Agaricomycetes, Boletales, Coniophoraceae. The coding region runs from base 388 to 2718 and encodes 776 amino acids. The transcript is spliced from 8 exons. Gene Ontology annotation, biological process: transmembrane transport. Gene Ontology annotation, molecular function: oligopeptide transmembrane transporter activity.
CAAUUCCGAGCAGGAUAGUAAGUUGAGUACUUGCCAAGGGAGAUUCGAGCAGCACAUGAGCAUCUUGAUGGAGUUAAAUUAGCUCAGACACUAGGGCGUGAUGGCGAACAGGCGUGCCUGUGGGGUUUGUGCUGUAAAGGCAGCGAAAUCGGAGUCUAAAGAUUAGUUGUCCUCACAUAGGCAAGUCGUUCGCUUCCUUAUGUUGAAACUCAAAAUUAAAACUGAAUGUGGCAUGGCGCGACGGAGCGCUUAAACGACGCCCUUAUCUCUCGGACUCGCACGGAGAACAUCAUAUGCUCCCUGCCCAAACAGGUACAUAAGGCCACCCAUGUCCUGACCGCAGCUCGCCAGGUCUUUCGAGGAUCCCCCCUUACCUUCUAAUCCCCGAUGGCGUCCACCGACCUCGACUACGUCGCGGAACGGUCGGUCAGCGUUGGCUCAGGCUCCGAAGAGAAGCGCGAGCAAACUGACCACGACAAGGCUGAAGCUAUCGUCGAUGCCAUCGCUCUUGCGGACUUUGAUGACCCCAAUAUUGACAAGAACGAAGCUAUAGCUGGCGUCCUCGAGGACGACUCGCCGUACCCCGAGGUACGCUCGGCCGUCGCAAACACGGACGACCAGUCCAUCCCCUGCAAUACCUUCCGUGCCUGGACCAUGGGCUUAUUUUGGACAAUUAUCAUUCCCGGUCUCAACCAGUUCUUCUUCUUCCGGUAUCCCUCCGUCAACAUCACCGGCAUUGUCGCGCAGCUACUCUCCUUCCCCAUGGGCAAGUUGUGGGCACGGAUUGUGCCGAACGUCAAGAUAUUUGGUCUUUCGAUCAAUCCUGGGCCGUUCACUGUCAAAGAGCACGUCUUGGUUGUUAUCAUGGCGACCGUUGGCUGGCAGUCAGCUUACGCUACGGAUAUUAUCGCAGUGCAGCGCGUGUACUACAAUCAGAUCUUCAACUUCAGCUACCAAUGGAUGCUCGUAAUAUCCACCCAGCUCAUUGGUUUCUCUCUCGGCGGGAUCAUGCGUCGCUUCCUCGUUAAUCCACCAUCCAUGAUCUGGCCCACUAACCUCGUCACCUGCGCGCUCUUCAACACCCUCCAUUCGCAGCAGUACGCUGGGAUCGGCAACCAUGCCGGGGUCUCGCGCGAGCGCUUCUUUAGCUACGUCUUCUUCGGCGGCGUAGCAUGGUACUUCAUCCCCGGCUACCUCUUCCAGGCGCUCGGGUACUUCACCUGGGUAUGCUGGAUUGCUCCUGAAAACGUCGUUGUCAACCAGCUGUUCGGAUACCAGUCCGGCCUCGGGAUGUCGCUCAUUACGUUCAAUUGGGCCGAGAUCACAUACAUUAUCUCGCCCCUAUCGACUCCCUGGUGGGCUGAGGCAAACGUUGUCGCAGGCUUUGUGUUUUUCUUCUGGUUCAUCACGCCGAUCUUAUACUACACCAACACAUGGUACUCCAAGUUCCUGCCCAUGUCAUCGAUCACGUCGUAUGAUAGAUUCGGGGACAGCUACAACGUGACGGCGAUCCUCAACCCGGACAACACGCUCAACCUUACUGCGUACCAGGAAUACAGUCCACUCUUCCUGUCGACAACCUUCGCUCUGUCUUAUGGACUGUCGUUCGCGUCCAUCACAGCCACCAUCACGCACGCCUUCCUCUUCUUCCGCAAGCAAAUCUGGACGCAAUCCCGUCGCUCGAUGGACGAGCAGCCCGACGUGCACGCCCGCCUGAUGUCAAAAUACAGACAAGUCCCCGAGUGGUGGUACAUGAUCAUCUUUCUCGUCAUGUUCGUCUUCGGCAUCAUCGUCAUCGAGGUCUGGCCGACCGAGUUCCCCGUCUGGGGCUUCGUCCUCUCCCUCAUCAUCGCAUUCGCGUACAUCAUCCCGAUCGGCAUGAUCCAGGCCAUCACGAACCAGCAGGUUGGCCUCAACGUCAUCACCGAGCUCGUCGUCGGCUACGCGCUCCCCGGGCGCCCGCUCGCGAUGAUGAUGUUCAAGACAUGGGGCUACAUCUCCAUGGCGCAGGCCCUCCAGUUCGCUUCGGACUUCAAGCUCGGGCACUACAUGAAAGUCCCGCCGCGCGUGAUGUUUACGGCGCAGGUAAUCGCAGCGGUGAUUGCAGGCACAGUGCAGCUCGGCGUGCAGGCGUGGAUGUUCAGCAAUAUCAGGGACAUAUGCAGCACGUCGCAGCCGGAUGGGUUUAUAUGCCCAAACACGCAGGUGUUCGGGACGGCGAGCAUCAUCUGGGGUGCGAUCGGACCGCAGAGGCAGUACUCGUCCGGGCAGCUGUAUCACGGGCUGACGUGGUUCUUCCUCAUCGGCGCGGCGUGCCCAUUCGUGGCGUGGCUUAUCUCGCUCAAGUGGCCGAAUAGCUUCAUCAAAUAUGUCAACUUCCCUGUGAUCUUCACGGGCACAAACAUGAUCCCGCCCGCGACGGGUCUGAACUACGUCUCGUGGGGCAUCGUCGGGUUCAUCUUCCAGUACCUCAUCCGCCGGCGCCAUUUCUCGUGGUGGACCAAGUACAACUACGUGCUCUCAGCCGCGCUCGACUCGGGCCUCGCCAUUGGCAUCGUGCUCGUCUUCUUCUGCCUGCAGUAUCCACGCAACGGGACCAUCGGCGCGAACAACAUCGACACGUGGUGGGGCAACACCGUGUAUCUCAACACCGCAGAUAAUAACGCCACAUCGCUGUUGCCCGUGCCUGAAAAUGGGUUUGGGCCGACGACAUGGUGAAGCGUCUGCUUCUUUCGUUCAGCUCCUGUCUUGCGUUCGAUGUUGAACUUAAUAUCGGUGUCUUGUAUUCUGAAUCUGUACCAGACCUUGUGUCUAUAAUACAAGCUUGGUGCACCGGUACCGGUAAUUGUGUAAUUUGUAUUUUUCCGUUCCGGUCGUUCUGUAUCUAUAUACGACGGCUGGUUAACUCAAC